AUGUUGGCAGACAGUUUACACUUGGAAAUAGAACAAAUUAUAAUCGAAUCAAAAAUCGGUUCUGUUAAUUGGGGCCACCAAUUCGAUCCAUCCACUGAGGAUGCCGAGAAGGCUUUUACUCAAAAUUAUGGCCUUCAAGAAAGGGGAAAUUGGACAGGAAUUUUAGGGCUUUUGGAGGCGGGAUUGGCCGAUACUGUUUGCACGUUAUAUCCAUAUACUGAACAAAAAGCAAAAUUUUUUAAUUUUUCACAUCCAAUAACUGGGGUAUUUUUAAUUAAAAAUUAAAGAAAAAAUUUAAAGGUAAGGGAUAUUUACAUUGCAAAACCUAAAAGGAAAAGUGUGUCAGUAUCCCUUUGGAAUGCCUUCUUUCCCUAUGAGCGCUCGUUAUGGUAAGGAAUUAUAGGAAUUAAAUUGGUGAGGGAAGUUUUUAUUUUUCAGGUUCCUUCUCCUCUUCUUUUUAUUGCUCCAAUGUGGAGUUGCUUCGCUUGUUGCGAAUAUGGAAUAUAGACUUAAUCUUCGUCCAACUUAUAAUCCGCUUGAGGUAGUUAAAAAUAGAGAGACUAGAGUGAAGUUUC
Molecule: messenger RNA, 575 nt
Organism: Meloidogyne enterolobii
Lineage: Eukaryota; Metazoa; Nematoda; Chromadorea; Rhabditida; Meloidogynidae
Source: the annotation of a GenBank genome assembly